UCAGGUUCAGUCUCGAAUCCCGCGUUGAUUGUUACGGAGUUGUUCUCCGCGGCGCGUUACUCCGCCGUCCGUUCUCCGUACCCAUGGACCGGAGCCGUGGGCCUGACAGGUGCAGUGCAGUGUCGUAAAUAGGAGGACAGAGGGAAACGGGGGGGGAAAAAAACGGAAGGGAAUCGAUUUCGGGGGGGGAUGAAGGAUGAACGAGAGACACGCAUUCGCGACGCGGAUUGCAACGACUCGAUCGAAAUAACAGGCUGCCCCGAUAUAUCGAUAUUACAAUAUAACCGCCGAUAUUUCUGUUCACUUGUCAGAGUAGCAUUCCACUCUGAAGAGGAUUAAAUGAGAAGGUAGCCGAAAGGGGAAAUUUGCACGCAACUUGAAACGAUCCUUCCCGAUCGAGAUUCCGAUUGAGGAGACCCUGUAAAAUUAACGAACGACGUGGGGUGACACCUAUCGCGCGCGCAGAAGGUGCCGUUCGAAAAAGGUUGCGCCUCGCGCGUGGCGUCAUCGAACGAUUCAGCUGAUCGAGAAAGGUGGUUGAGAUUUAAUUGUCGCAUCAAGGUCGCGAUUUCGGAGGAACGGCCAGAGCUCGGAGAGAGAGAGAGAGAGUGAGGAGUAACGCGCGGAAGUAUCGUGAAAUUCUCGAGGGGGGCGCGCGGAUACAGAAGCGGAAGCGAGGGAAAGAGAGAGAGAGAGAGAGAGCUUUUUAAGCCGUCUGGGAUGUCGACGUACGGAAGGUGGACCCUGUGGCCGGCGAGGACGCGUUUUCGACACCUUACAAAAUCGCCGACGAUCCAUCGCAGCAGCUGAGACGCGCACGGAUGAUCGACGCGGAGACCGAUUGACGAUUUUUUUCCCGGUCUUUCGUCUUCUACUCCGAGAAAUUGACGAACGCACAACGGAAGUAAAGGAAUUUCGCCGUGUGUCAAGUGUCGCCGAGGCGAGUAAUCCGGAAUUAUUCUCGGGAGAAGAAUUCGGAAAAGGUGCAACAGCCAUGGACUGGAGGGGGUUUGUGCUGGCAUUUCUGGUGAUCACAAUAACGAGGCACGGCGGUAGCGGCGUACACGCAGCCCAGAUACCUCAGCAGCCGCCGACAACAACCGCGGCGAUAGCUAGCACCGUGCAGAUCGAGUGCGCAAGCGAGUCGAUAAUCGUUCACAUCUCGACGGAGGGCAACACGGACUUCCACGGUCUGGUGUAUCCGCGCGGCUUGUCGAAAAACAGUUCCUGUCUACAGGAGUACAGGAGUCAACCCGUUCCGAUCACCUACAAUUUGCCGCUCAGGUCCUGCAACACCAUGCCCACCGAACUGGAUGACGGUGGUAUCGAAUACUUUAACACAAUCGUGGUACAGCCACACCUGAAGCUGGUCACGAAUCAAGGCAGGGGUUUCCACGUGAGAUGCAGAUACCAGACGCGCGACAAAGUCAUAACGAAUGAUCAGACCCACGUGUCCAUGAUGCAGUCUCUGCCGUUGCAGGCGACCGCGCCAAUGCCGGGAUGCACGAUGAAGAUCUUCAGCGGUGAUCCAACGCAGCAUCACGUGGCGGAGAAUGUGAAGAUCGGCGAUCCCUUGACCCUGGUCAUUAGCAUCGACAAACAAGAGAUGUUUGGCUUGAAGAUCUCCGAUUGCCUGGUACGCGACGGCCUCGGGUGGGGCGAGCAGCGGCUCAUAAAUGACGAAGGUUGUCCGGUUGACGGCGAGAUAAUGGGGCAGUUCACCUACAACGAGGACAAAACGGAGGCCAGGGUGAACUUCCAGGCGCACAAGUUCCCGUACACGGCGAGCGUGUAUUAUCAGUGCAACGUUAAGCUGUGCGCCAAGCAUGGCGGAGGAUGCAGUAAUACGCCGCCGUUGUGCAAUUCGAUCGCCAGACGACGCAGGGACGCCGCGAACGACGACGAAGUGAAGGGCGUCGAAGGCCUGGACGGCACCCCGGCCACGAUCGAGGUUUACAGCGGUCUUUACGUGAACGAGGCCUCGGACAUCGGUUCCAAGUCGGACUUCUCCGACGACGUCCUCCGAGAAAGGGCUAUCGAUGACCCGAAUACCAUUUGCAUAUCGCAGAGGAGUUUCGCUAUCGGAAUUGCCAUUGCCGGUCUUAUACUCAUGCUGGCGGUAGUAGCCGCCAUCCUGGUGCUACUCGCCAAGAGACGGCACAAGACCAUAUCCACGACGGGAUCGUCCAUCUACAGUGGACCGUACACGAACACCGCUUACAGCCACAGUAGUUAGGUCCGCCUCGUUCGGCGCGGGAUCGAGAUACCUGAGAUGCCCCGGCCCAAAAAUAUCCGCGCUCCGCGCGGCAUCUUCCUCGCGGAAUUUUCCGUAGCGACGCGAGAUUUUGCGGCGGGUCUUCCCGGGCAAGCUCGAUCGAAGAUUAAUUAGAUUUUUGGUUGCUCUCGACGCGAAGUCGAUUCCAAGGCGACAAUCGCAGGCGUGCCCUGCGCGCAACCGAGGUUCGCCAAAGCGAAACAAAUGAAACGCGGAUCUCUUGCUCAACUGUUGACGUACUGUACCCUUUUCGACGUUCGCACAACAGUCUCUCGACGACGAUGUUUCAGAGUAUUUAGGAAACUGAUGAUACAGUUUGAUAUUGGAUAUCAAGCUUUGCUAUCUCUUUCUUCCUCACAUCGUCUUCACAGCACUUUUUAAAGGUUUUUUUUUUUUUAAUUUUUACAACAGAUUUCAUAAUUCGUAAAGCAAAAUCCGUGACGAAGAUUUCAUAUCCAGUUUCAGUGGUGCAAUAUUGAAACUGAUAAAUCACAUACAUUUGAUACGAUAUUAUUAGAAAAAGAUAAAGAUAUAAGAUUUCUCGUGUAAUAAAGAUAGCGCGAUUAUAAGCAAUAUUGUAAACAAAAUUAUAUAAUUCUCAUAAAAGAAGAAAAGUAUACUUUAUAGCUUAUAUAUAUAUCGGUGCUUUCUACACAUUGAGACCUGUCUGGAACAGGAUCGCAAAUUUCUCUCUUCAGGAACAAUCUUUCCAAUUUAUUACUCAAAUCGUCGUGCUUAAGAUAGUAAUUAUUCCGUCCGGAUUAUAUGUAUAUACUUUAGCGAAGCUUUUACUAUUUGCUUCGAUUGCGAACGUCUAAUGAAUCGACAUGGCUCAUUUCGUCGAGAGUUGCAUCAUUUUAAUAUAUAUAUAUUAUAUAUAUUAUAUAUACGUUUAAUAUACUAUAUGCUGUACACUAGUCCGGUAUACGCUGUCCUACCUAACACAUAUCUAUCGCACUAAACACACAAAUGCGCACGCGAAUAACAUCAUUCGCGUUUGUCUUUUAAUGAUUACUGAGUGAAAAUAAUUCUCGUAGCAUCUUUAAGAAUUUUUUUUAUUAACAAUUUAUAUAUAAAGAUUUCUAAAAAAAAUAUGUUAAACUUAUUUAGAUCUUACAAAUUUUCUUCGAAAAUUAUAAAAUGAAAAAUUUUUUAAAUUUUAGACUAUUUUUUAAAUUUAUAUAUAGAAGAAUUCUAAGAAGAUACACUUUGUCAACACUUUUGAUAAGUAUUUCAUAUGAAAAAAAGUCUGAGAAAUUUUAAAUUGUAAAAAUAAAUUUCUUUACAUCAGGAUUUAACACAAUUGUGCGCAAAUUCAUUUUAGCUAGAUUUAAGUUCAAGUCAACGCUACGCGUAAACUUCUCAAAUAAUCCAAUCAAAUACUCCGGUGAUCCCCGUGUGUGAUCGUUAACGUUUUCGACGCCAAUACUUUCGCACUUUACUCUGAUGCGAUUUGUAAUUUGAAAUGUUCUCUCGAGUGAAAAGCAAAUCUACGUGUGUACGUGCGAAUACUUAAAUCAUUUAUACACAACGUAAUAUGCGUAGAAAAUCGAUGCCGACAUUUCCGACGAUUACGUAUAUGUAUAUUAAUCCAAAUUAUUGCAAAAAGUGAUAAUCAAAUAUGAAAUUAUCAUAUUUUAUUUUUAAAAAAUCUAAAUAAAGCAAAAAAUCUAGAUAAAUCAAGCAAUAACAAUAAUCCGUUAAUUGAUUAUACUUUGUAACAGUAUAACUUUAAAAGCGUAAUCGGAAAUGUCUAUCUUCAGUGAAGCUUAAAGAAAGUCUAAUUAUAAAAGGACGCAACCAAUAUAAUGUGUGCUUGUGUUGGUUAUUAUAAGUCUUUGAUAAAGCGUGUGAAUGGAUUGUCGUUAUCGUAAAGACGCAAGAUAAUCAUAAAUAACCACCGUAAAAACAGAUCAAUUAAAAUGUAAGCUCACACACCUAUCCCAUAAAUUAUUCCGAUGUCUGCGAUGUUGCGAUAUUAGUCGAAUGAAUGCGAACGCUCAGUAUAAUCAGAUUGUGUAAUUCAGUUAUAACGCUUAAACGUUAAUGUUAAUUAGUCUAAUUGAAACGAGGUGCUGCUCCAACGUCGGUAUGUUCUGGCUCGUUCAACAGCAAUCGCGAAGUACCGAAUGUUGUAACGAUGCGCUCUUUUUUUCAAGCGGUUCCGAAUCCAACUUAUUGGAUUCUAAUUGAAACAAAAGUGUGCGCACGGUAGGAACGCGACGAAAAUACCGAUGUUGCGGCAGUUCGGGGCGUUUAGAUAUUAAUUGACGAUGACAAGGAAACUCUACUGCCAACGCAGUUGCGUAACUGGGUCCAACUGGUGGUGGGUAUAUGACAUGUAAAAUUUUACAUUUAGAGAGAAACCAGCACUCGUAACGUAAUCCGUUAACUCCUCGUCAAGCGCUAAUAUGCUAUCGUACGGGAACGAAGUGUUGUGGUAUAGUAGUUCUCUGGAAAUGAUAAUGUAUUGCGACAGUUGUUCCGGAUGGACCCUGACGUAUCGAAUGAAAAACACUGACGCUUACGUGCCUUACCGAAAGCGAGUAAGACUCUUUAUCUUUGCAAAAUUUAAAGACUGUCAUUAUAGUGAUAGGCGUUUAUAUUUUUUUAAAAAUUGUACAAUUUGAAUUGCUUUGAAUAUCAAAAUUUGAAAUUCUUAAGUCUUGAAUGUCUAUAAAAUCUGCUUUUAAAAAACAUUUAAAUAUUUGAAAUAUUUAACAAUAAGAUUGAUAUCUAUACAAAUGAAAGUGGAUUGAAAAUAACAAGGUAUUGUUUAUUAAAAAAAAAACAAAAAAAAACGAAGCAUUCGAGACUUUUAGGGAUCUUUUGGUUUCGAAUAAUGUUCGUCAUAUUUGAAACAAUCAAAUGAGCCAAUCACGCCUUUUGUUUUAUAUACACAUUCAUGUGCAAAACGUCACUUUAAAAAGUGUCUUAAAAGUCGAUACAGAAUAGAGACGGCCUGUCGUAGAUUUUAAUGACUAAUACGUGGUAGAUACGUUUCUCAGUGUUUUUUUAGUCUCUCGAGAGUAUCCCGCAUAUGUAGAUUCGGGCCUUCGGAUGCGCACGAAUUUACGUUUGUGUAACUCAAGGGGGAGAUAUCGUUAUUUCCUCUUGUACUCCAAGUACGAUAACACGGCAAAUGGCUUCCAGUCCUCCUUGAUAUUACCCUCUCGAAAAGUGCAAUAACUUUAAAGCGUCCCGUGGGUCCCGCGGAAUUUCUGUCGUGGAUUGGAGUUGCUCGGCGAACGGAUCCCACGUGUGAUCCCUCGCCGCGCCGUGGCACUGGUUCAUAGCGACAUUGGGGAUGAAAAUGCGUGUAUAGAAUCUUUCUUUCGCAUUAUAUGAGAUAACGCGGCUUUCGAUGCUCCCGCAAUGUUCCUCUGGACCCUUGUCAAAAGCAUAUACAACGAAUUUGUGUAAAUAACAAAUCUAAUAAAACUGGUAAUUGUAAGACAACGUUUUCUUAGUAUCCCUUCAUCCCAUGCGGUCCUUUUAAGUAAGUCUUCCUGUUGCUUAGAUUACAAGUAGAUGAAUAGAUGAAACUAGGAACGGAAGUGUUUUGUACGUCACAAAAUAAUCGACUCUAGCUGGCAAAUUAUCAAACGAGAGUGUCUUCUUUUUUUAUUGAAUUAUAUAUAUAAUUCGUUUUUGGAAAAUAUGAUAUAAUAUAUAUAUAAUAUAUAUAUGUAUAUAAUAUAACAAGAAAUAUAAUUAGACUGACAUGACUUCUAUAUCAAAUUUCUUUCCGGCUCUCUAUGAUGUUGUGCAUUUCGGAUGAGUAUAAUAUAGCUCUUUAUUAACGCCACAGAAUUGUCAAUUGCUUCGCCUUUCCUUUCUCUCGUUGCCCCCUUUCGUUACCCUAGAUUAUAUUUAUACACAGAUAAUUCAGGUCGAUUUUCCUUCUCUUCGUCAAGCAUACUUCCUUCUCUUUAUCUUUUCUCUUAAUUAAGGUUACAUGUAGCUCGUAAUGCGAUGUAGCUCUCCUCGUGCAGCCGAAAAAAAAAAAA
This is a messenger RNA of Monomorium pharaonis (pharaoh ant), 6285 nucleotides long. RefSeq lists its product as uncharacterized. Lineage: Eukaryota; Metazoa; Arthropoda; Insecta; Hymenoptera; Formicidae. The transcript is spliced from 9 exons. Bases 995 to 2236 code for a protein of 413 amino acids. The record is from RefSeq and is a predicted model, not a curated record.